Myotis davidii is the source of this 2019-nucleotide messenger RNA. It is a transcript of the gene SELENOO, whose product is annotated as selenoprotein O. The record is from RefSeq and is a predicted model, not a curated record. The transcript has 9 exons. Lineage: Eukaryota; Metazoa; Chordata; Mammalia; Chiroptera; Vespertilionidae.
AUGGCCUCGCUCAAAGCGGUGCUCGGGACCUCGCUCCCGGCCGCCCGCGCCCUGUUGCCGCUCUUCGGUGGCCGCCCCCUGCCCGCGCCCUGCUCCACCUCGGCCGCCGCCAUGGAGCCGGCGCCCCGCUGGCUGGCGGGACUGCACUUCGACAACCGAGCCCUGCCCCCCGCCAGCACCGCCGUGACCUCUGUGUUUGAUUCCAGACAGGCCGACGGCCGCAAGGUCCUGCGGUCCAGCGUCCGGGAGUUCCUGUGCAGCGAGGCCAUGUUCCACCUGGGGGUCCCCACCACGCGCGCCGGCGCCUGUGUCACGUCCGAGUCCACGGUCGUGCGCGAUGUGUUCUACGACGGCAACCCCAAGCACGAGCCGUGCGCGGUCGUGUUGCGAAUAGCCUCCACCUUCCUCAGGUUCGGGUCCUUUGAGAUCUUUAAGGCUGAGGAUGAGCACACGGGCCGUGCGGGCCCCAGCGUGGGGAGGAACGAUAUCCGCGUCCAGAUGCUGGACUAUGUGGUCAGCACGUUCUACCCUGAAAUCCAGGCCACGCACGCCAGCGACUCCGUGCAGAGGAACGCUGCCUUCUUCCGUGAGGUGACACGUCGCACGGCCCGGAUGGUGGCUGAGUGGCAGUGUGUCGGCUUCUGCCACGGCGUGCUCAACACGGACAACAUGAGCAUUGUGGGGCUCACCAUCGACUACGGGCCCUUUGGCUUCCUGGACAGGUACGACCCCGACCACGUCUGCAAUGCCUCGGACACUGCCGGGCGCUACUCGUUCAGCAAGCAGCCUGAGGUGUGCAAGUGGAACCUGCAGAAGCUGGCCGAGGCCCUGGUGCCCGAGCUGCCCCUCGAGCAGGGCGAGGCCAUCCUGGCCGAGGAGUACGACGCCGAGUUCCACAGGCACUACCUGAGCAAGAUGCGCAGGAAGCUGGGCCUCGUGCAGGCUGAGCGGGAGGAGGACGCGGCGCUGGUGGCCAAGCUCCUGGAGACCAUGCACCUGACGGGUGAGUGGGCCGCCAUCACGAACACCUUCUACCUGCUGAGCUCCUUCCCAGUGGGGCCCGAGGCUCCGGGCCUGGCGGGGUUCCUGACUGCGCUGACGGAGCAGUGCGCCUCCCUGGAGGAGCUGCGGCUUGCCUUUCGGCCCCAGAUGGACCCCCGGCAGCUCUCCAUGAUGCUGAUGCUGGCGCAGUCAAACCCGCAGCUCUUCGCGCUCAUCGGCACCCGGGCCAACGUCACGAAGGAGCUGGAGCGCGUGGAGCAGCAGGCGCGGCUGGAGCAGCUGAGCCCGGCCGAGCUGCUGAGCAGGAACAGGGGCCGCUGGGCCGACUGGCUGCAGGAGUUCAGGACCAGGCUGGAGCAGGACAGGGAGGGCGCCGCCGACAAGGACGCCUGGCAGGCUGAGCGCGUGCGUGUCAUGCACGCCAACAACCCCAAGUAUGUCCUGCGGAACUACAUCGCGCAGAACGCCAUCGAGGCUGCCGAGAACGGAGACUUCUCAGAGGUGCGGCGGGUGCUGAAGCUGCUGGAGGCCCCGUACCACAGGGAGGGGGAGGCCACUGAGGUCCUGGAGGCCACGGAGCCUGAGGGGGCCGGCAGCACAGCAGAGAGGCGCCUCUCCUACAGCAGCAAGCCCCCGCUCUGGGCAGCCGAGCUGUGUGUGACGUGAUCCUCGUAACCGCCUUGGAGGCCGGGAGGCCCCCAAGGCCCCAAGUGACACUGAGUCCAUGAGGCGGCGCCUGCCAGCGAGCAGCCCCCUCCCCGUCUCUCCAUGACGACAGGGACGUCCAGUCAGGACCUGACCCGUCUCUGUCUGACACCGACUCAGCAGCCCAGCCCAGCCCACCAGCAGCAGCAACAGGCUCCCCAUGAAACGCUGCUUCACGCAAGGACAGCUCAGCAGAGGGACCGGACCCAGGAGGACACAGCAGCCACAACCCCCAUGGCAGCCUGGGAGGACCGGCGCUGCUGGCUCCUGCUUCUGGGAGCCGCCCCUAAUAAACGAGCAGCUCCCAAGGCC